UAGACAAGCACAGCACAGGCGCAUGCAAACAUGGCUGAGGAGAUACAUAUCGUUCAUUCCCCGGAUUCAGACACUGGUCCAGAGCACGGGAUGAACAUACAUAAGCGUCAAGCGCGCGUUACAGUAAAAUACAACCGCAAACAGCUUCAGAAAAGACUGGACGUGGAGAAAUGGAUCGAUGAGGGGCUUGAGAGGCUGUACGAGGGCAAGGACAUGCCAGAGGAAGUGAACAUAGAUGAUUUGUUGGAUCUCUCAAGUGAUGAAGAGCGAACACACAAACUACAGGUUCUUCUGCAAACCUGCACUAGGAACACUGAGGCCUUUAUUGCUGAGCUGUUGCAGAAGCUGCAUGGUCUCCACAAACAGGAAGAGUUGCAGAAUGAAGGAAUUGAGCAUCCCUGUCUCCACACGUACCCUCAUCACCAUGGCAACAUCCAUCAUCACAGAGGCAACCAUCAACAUCCAACACAUCAGACACUGUGAUUGUAUCUGUUCUGGAUUAUUGCGGUCACUGGACUGAGCUCCCUAACACACUCAGGACACACAUGCAACGUGCAGUAUCCAACUAGUUUAGCAACUCGGUAACUGUAAGGUGUUUGUUUACAAACUCAUAAGAGUGGUACAUUUAAUUGCUCAGUUGUCAAAUUGCCAUCACACUUGGUAUGGUAAAUAUUUGCCGUAGCAAUAAUUUGUUUGCAGGGUUCUUUUUUGCUUGUUGACCGGGUUAUGUUUGAACUAGCAGUAUGCAAGUUUACUUGCAUUUAAAGCUUAAUCUGGUGACAAAUGCAAAUUCACAAUAAUAUACUAACAUGUUAACAAUCACAGGAAAGUAUGUCGUUGGACAUACUAAUUAAGUUUAAUAGUGUUUAUGAUUUCAUAAAAUAAAAGUUUAAUAAAAGUAACAAUUAUUUGAA
Molecule: messenger RNA, 914 nt
Organism: Rhinichthys klamathensis goyatoka
Lineage: Eukaryota; Metazoa; Chordata; Actinopteri; Cypriniformes; Leuciscidae
Gene: ppp1r14aa
Product: protein phosphatase 1, regulatory (inhibitor) subunit 14Aa
Exons: 4
Coding region: 31-483 (150 amino acids)
Biological process (GO): regulation of phosphorylation
Cellular component (GO): cytoplasm
Molecular function (GO): protein serine/threonine phosphatase inhibitor activity
Source: RefSeq, a predicted model, not a curated record